AUGGCAACCAGUAGACGGAAACAGACUCAAGCCAGCCAAGACUCGGACAAUAAGGCGAAGUCACCAGUAGACAAAAGUGGGCAUGCAACUGCACCUUUUGCUCAUGCCAGACUGGGCAGCUUUUUUCAAGCCAGACCAGUACUUCACAAUCAGUAUCUACAGGAUAGUUUGUUGGUCAGCUAUCUGAGGCGCCAUCUUCCAAAAGAGAACUUGCUGACAGUAACCCAUGAUCUUGAGAGGUUUGGUGGUCGAGUGGCAGGGGAGAUUUAUGACUUGUCUUUACAGAUGGAAGCAGAGCAGCCCAGAUUGGAACAAAUCGAUGCUUGGGGAAACAGAGUGGACAAGCUGAUAACCUCAUCGGCAUGGAGCAGGAUGAAAGAGAUCUCUGCUGAGGAAGGUCUUAUCGCUUGUGGGUACGAGAGGAAGUUUGGUGAAUGGAGCCGUCUGUACCAGAUCGCCAAAUUCUACCUGUUUGAACCAUCGGGUGGUCUGUACGGUUGCCCCCUUGCCAUGACAAAUGGAGCAGCUAAAACAUUAGAGCUGUACAAAAGCCAAUUCCCGGCGCUGUAUGAAAGAGCCUUCACUCGUUUGACGAGUCGCGACCCAAAGCUGUUUUGGACGUCUGGUCAGUGGAUGACGGAGAAGCAGGGAGGCUCUGAUGUUGCUGGAGGGACAGAAACCAUUGCUGUUGCCCGACCAGACGGCUCCUACAAGCUGUAUGGUUAUAAGUGGUUCUCAUCUGCCACUGACGCAGACGUGACCUUGACCCUAGCUCGGAUUGUUGGUCAAGAUGGUACUGUACUAGAGGGAACUAAAGGGUUGACUCUCUUCUACCUGGAGUUACGAGAUGAUAACGGAACCAUGAACAACAUUCAGAUGCUGAAACUAAAAAAUAAACUCGGCACCAAACAGUUGCCAACAGCCGAGCUGCUUAUUGAUGGUGCCAGGGCAUAUCGGUUAUCAGAGGAAGGACGAGGAGUUGCUGCCAUGGCUAACAUGUUAACCCUUACAAGAAUACACACAGCAAUGGGAGCUGCUUCUGCCAUGAGGAGAAUAGUCAACCUGGCGAGAGAUUACGCCACAAGACGAAAAGCCUUCGGAAAGAUGCUAAACAGACACCCCUUGCACAUGCACACCCUGGCAGGCAUGGAGAUUUCUCGUCUGCUGGGCAGGCAGGAAGUCUUGUCCAUGGACAACACACUGGCCGCUGAAAAUGAAGUUCUGCGAUUGCUAGUUCCACUAGCAAAAUUGUAUGUAUCCAAACAGGCUGUUGCGGUUGUCUCUGAAGCUCUGGAAAGUUUCGGAGGACAGGGUUACAUUGAGGACACAGAUUUGCCAAGGAUACUGAGGGACACCCAGGUCAAUGCUAUUUGGGAGGGAACAACAAACAUCCUGUCACUGGAUGUCCUCCGGGCUGUACAUAAAUCAGCAGGAUCCGUGUUGAACCAUUUCCGCAACAGCGUCAUGGUACGUAUCGGCCCAGCAAUGGAGUGCCAGGGUCUGCAUGAGUCAGCCUAUAGGGUGGAGAACGCUGUGAAGGAUGUCUUGCAGUUUGCCACCAGCCUACCUCAGAGCAGUGUCGAGAUGUCAGCUAGGGAGUUUGCUUACAGUUUGGCCAGGAUAUACAUGGGUGCUUUGUUGCUUGAACAUGCAGCCCACCAUGAAGCUACCCCAUCAGAUGUGUACACAGCUCAAAGGUGGUGCGAGAAGGAUUUGUCUCCUUUGUGUACUCAUGGAAAGAAUGGCAACUUUACUGAGAGAUCUCUUAAGGGCAACAUGGACCUUGUCUUCGAUGGCUACUUGGAGAAGAGUCGUCUGUAG
Molecule: messenger RNA, 1821 nt
Organism: Candidula unifasciata
Lineage: Eukaryota; Metazoa; Mollusca; Gastropoda; Stylommatophora; Geomitridae
Source: the annotation of a GenBank genome assembly